Messenger RNA from Oryzias melastigma (Indian medaka), 842 nucleotides. RefSeq names its product peptidyl-tRNA hydrolase 2 (gene ptrh2). The coding region runs from base 147 to 662 and encodes 171 amino acids. Gene Ontology annotation, molecular function: peptidyl-tRNA hydrolase activity. The transcript has 2 exons. Lineage: Eukaryota; Metazoa; Chordata; Actinopteri; Beloniformes; Adrianichthyidae. Gene Ontology annotation, cellular component: cytosol; mitochondrion. The record is from RefSeq and is a predicted model, not a curated record. Gene Ontology annotation, biological process: negative regulation of anoikis; positive regulation of anoikis.
UGAACGUAAACGAUCUAGCUGUGGUGAGACUUCUAUACAGAUAUUUGUGUUUGUUUUAGGGUGUCUACUACACUGAAGUUGUUCGAGUUCUUUUGUCGGACAGCGAAUGCUGACGGAGUCAUUCUCCUUCAGUUCUGGGUUCAACUAUGGAUUUGUUCUCUGGUCCGCUGGGCGCCGGCGUUUCCACUGGUCUGGGUUGUGGACUCCUCCUUGGAUGGCUUCUUCGCGCCCGGUUGGGCCCCGCUCCACGGAGCUUUAUGAAAGCUGUGGAGAACGGUGCAGUGGAGGCAAGUGUGAUGGGAGAAGGAGGAGACUUUAAGAUGGUGCUGGUGGUCCGGAAUGACCUGAAGAUGGGCAAAGGGAAGGUGGCUGCGCAGUGCUCUCACGCUGCUGUGUCAGCAUAUAAACAGGUCCAGCGCCGCGACCCAGAGCUUCUCAAACAGUGGGAGUACUGCGGCCAGCCCAAGGUGGUGGUGAAGGCCCCCGAUGAGGAAACCCUCGUUGAGUUGCUGAGUCGUGCCAGAGCGGUGGGUCUGACCGUCAGCCUCAUUCAGGACGCAGGAAGGACUCAAAUCGCUCCAGGGUCUCGCACCGUCCUGGGGGUCGGCCCAGGUCCAGCUCAUCUGGUCGACAGUAUCACUGGGGACCUGAAACUUUACUGAAAGUUCUUCCUGAAUGCUUUAAAGUUUCUUCAUUGAUAAACUUUUUUUCACAGAAAUACAUUUUUGAAGAAUGCUAUUGUUUUUGUGAAGUUCUGUGCUAAAUGUCUUCAACGGGGAGAGUGUAACCAUAAACUCUUGAUUGGUUGAUGCCACAAAAUAUUAAAGCAUUUUCAUGCUGCC